CCCCCGGCACGUUUCAAGUUUCCUAGUUGUUCGCCGUCGAGUUUCGAUUCACAAAAUUAUACUUUCAUUAUUGGACCAAAAUACUUGCCUUUCCGUCUACUUUGUCGCCUGUUAUGGGCGCUGGUGGUAUCAAUGGAGAGCUAAGAGAUCACUCAGAACACGUCGAUGCUAUAUUUCGCUCGCAUUUUAAUGUCAUCAACGGUAGACCAUCAACAUUAGCAUCGUCUUCCUCGUCCCGUCCGACCCAAGGAACUGCAUCCUCUGGUAGCAGCAGUUCGAAUAUUUCUGUGGAUGGUUUCGCAGAAAUGGCCUGUUUUAGCUGCAGCUCCAAUUUUACCCUCUUCAAGAGGAAGAAUCUCUGUCGGAAUUGUAAAAGACACUUCUGCAAUGACUGUUUUUCGAGAGACCCUAAAGUUAUUCCUGGAGAGAACAGCAGACACUGCCUGACCUGUAGGGCUCUCCAGUCCCCAAUUGCCCACAAGGAUCACCUGAUGAAGUUGAAAGUGAAGGACCUCCAAGAAUAUUUAAGGUCCAAGCAGAUCUCCUUGAAUCAUUGUAAGGAGAAGCGGGAUCUAGUAGAGUUAAUUUUACGGCAUGCAGAAGAAAGAACAAACACAGCUCCCUCAUCUACAGCAACUCAGCCUCAACCAGGAAGGCAACCAUCACAGCCAAACCCCUCACAUCCUCGCGCACCUAAUGCCUUUUAUACCCAGCCAAGUCCGCCAAGGAGUUCACAUUCUCAACCACCUCCAAGAACUCAACCUGUUCAGGUUCCCCCCUCUGCACCAUCUGCUUCUGUGAAUAAGAGUCUGAGUGAAAUCAAGAAUGUAGAUGAAGUGCAGGAGCUUUCAGUGAAGGAACUCAAAUGUAUCCUUAAGGCAAAUUUUGUGGACUUCACGGGUUGCUGUGAAAAAGAAGAACUCUUAGAGCGAGUUAGAACCUUGUGGAAGUCUAAACAAGAAUAUAAUAAAAAGAAGAUGGCACCUGAUGAUUAUGAUAAUGACGAUCAGUGUAAGAUUUGUAUGGAUAAUGGAAUAGAUUGUGUUCUACUGGAGUGUGGUCACAUGGUCACUUGUACAAACUGUGGCAAGCAGAUCUCAGACUGUCCAAUUUGUCGACAGCAUAUUUCCAGGAUUGUGCAUGUGUUUAAAGCUUAACCUUUGUAUGUUUUGAUAGAACAUCACUGAAUGUAGCUAGCUGUGCUGUAAUUUCAUGGGAAUCUUGAUUGAUAAACAUAGUCAUUCACUUGUCCAUGGGCUUUGUUAAGCAAGCAGCAUUCCUUGCUGCAGGCUGAAGUGAAGUGCAUGCGGAGAGUUUCAUGCAUAAAAUAGAAUUAGGUAUGGCUGUGAUGUGGUUUAGUUUUGUCUUUGGUUUAUUCCUACUUCAUUACAUACUCACUGAUACUUUAGAGAAACUUAAAGAGACAAGGUGCAGACUGAAUAAGCCACAAUGUCAGUUUCUGCAGCUUAUAUAGCAACAAGGAGCAGUUAUUUAUUACUUUCCCCGGAUGGGUUUCUAGGUUACCACAAGCUCACUCGUCCACACCCCUCAGCAUUUUAAAAUGAUCACUGUGAUAAUUUUCUCAUACCCAUUUAUUACUGUGAUGGAUUAAGAAUUUUCUUCUCCAAGAACACAGGACUGUGACUUUGAAUUUACACUUUUCAUGUAGAGUUCUGCAAGGCAGCCAUCAGGCCAUUGUGUCCUGAAGAUAAAUUUGAACCACAGUGGUUACAAAUGUGACAUGUGCACUACUUUUGGGAACAGAUGCAUGGGGGUGACGUUUAUCCUCAGUCCCUGAUAUGGGUGACAAAGUGUCCUAACAAGAGGUAAUAAUAAGCAGGGGGUUGAAGUGUCUACAUGCAUGUAUACUCACAUCUACAGUGGAACCCCGAUACAACGAUCCUUGAUAUAACGAUAUUCCCAGUACAACGAUAAAUAUGCUAUGUCCCAGCAAAAGUUACAGUAAAAUGUAUGGGACAGAGCCCCGUCUCGAUAUAAUGAUAACUUGAUACAACAAUCGAAUUCCACUGCUCCCUUGGCAUAUCGUUAUAUUGGGGUUCCACUGUACUUGUGUCUUACAACCACCUUUAGUUGUAUGAAAAUUCUGUUCUUUUGUUUUUUUUUUCUCGCAAUUUGUUCAGCUGUGAGAAAAAGUAAACAAGAAUUGUUUUCAAUUUUAGGGAAUAAUAUUUUUAAAAUUUGUUUAGUGACAUCCAAUUUUCCAAGUUUGGGCUUGAUACUUUUUGGUGGAAGAAUUGGAACAAAAAGAAUGGAGUCUCUUUUGCCUUCUUUAUUAGCUUUUUUGUAAAAUGAGAUUUAGAUGUUGGUUGCAAGUGCGGUGAGAUCUGUAAUCUGUUGUUUCGUGGAGUCUAGGUUUCUGUUAUGGCUCCAAUUAUAGGGUUAUCAUGUUGCUUUAAUUCACCUCAAGAACAGUGUUGUUUUGCAUGGAAGAAAGCAUUGGGGUUUUAAUAUUUUUUUGAUGUUUUCGUAAGGAAGAGUAAAUUUUGUGGUUGUUUGAGAAUUUUUACACAGCUGGUUAGCACUUCUUAAAGACAAUAGCGGGAAUAUAGGUAGGUCUUUAAAAUGCCCAAAAGGCAUUUUCCAAAAGAACUGAUUUGUUUAUAAAUCGAGAGUUCCUUCUACAGCAUAUAUUGAACAUGUUAUCAAUAAUUAAAAGUAAACCUGCUGCUUGAAAAAAAUUUUUUUACUUUGUAUUUGUAUUUUAAAGAGUAAGGCUCUUUGGCGCAGGACUAAUUAUUUGAUAUGUAUUUACAUCGCCGUAGUUGUUAUCAUCAGGGCUCAGUACUAAUGAUAGCCCACUGGCCACAGACUAGUAGAAAUUCAGCUUUGGCUAAUGGUUUUCAAUUUCCACUAGCCAGUGUGGCUAGUAAACAAACUGACAUUGUCAUAACAUCUAAGUUGAAAAGUUAGUGUUGAGUCCUGAUCAUGUAGGAGACCUUAACACCUGCCCAGCAGGGAAUCCAGUUUAUCCACUUGUUAUUUUCAGUGACGAGGUUACUAAUCACAAUAUGGCAAUGUAGUUCAGAGGUAAAUCCAAGCAAGCUGAUUGGUUUUUACUUGGUUGAUAUUUUACCAUACAGACUAUCUCCAGGGAAACGGUCAUUAGCCAUGUAUUUUUGGUUGCAAAAGCUGGCACAUUCAAAAUAAACAAGUUUGGUCCAAGUGCUAUUUAUUAAACUACUUACUAUCCUUGCUUCCUCCAGUAAUUGAUUCUUGGUCAAUUUUGACCAAUAUUCAGGCUAAUAUUCCUCCUUAGUACAGCCCUCACACUCAGUCAGGAAGAAGCUAGUUUUUUUUAUUUUUCACUUAUUUCUUUGUUGUUGUUGUUUUUGUUGUUGUUAUUGUCACUGUUUAUUUUCGAUCUUUCAAUUUACUUGAUAUUACAUGUGAACAAUGUUUUCCUCUUCCAGUUUUAGUAUAACCGGGCAAAAACAUAUUUUCAAUUUUUGUAUUAAACUAUGUUGUAAAUGCU
Messenger RNA from Stylophora pistillata, 3493 nucleotides. Its product is annotated as E3 ubiquitin-protein ligase RNF34. The record is from RefSeq and is a predicted model, not a curated record. Gene Ontology annotation, biological process: negative regulation of extrinsic apoptotic signaling pathway via death domain receptors; protein K48-linked ubiquitination; proteasome-mediated ubiquitin-dependent protein catabolic process. Gene Ontology annotation, molecular function: ubiquitin protein ligase activity; metal ion binding. Gene Ontology annotation, cellular component: cytoplasm; plasma membrane. Lineage: Eukaryota; Metazoa; Cnidaria; Anthozoa; Scleractinia; Pocilloporidae.